UCAAUGAUUCUUCAGUUCCUUCAAUGAGGAUCAUGUGUCAUUUUACUUUCCGCACAUAUCCCGCAUGCGUCUUGCUUAUCCUCAAUAAGCACCUGUCUUGGUUUAACGCUUGCGCGCGUCCCAAUUUGGCUUCUGAAAUUAUAGUAAGAUAAUAGUUUUGAACCGCCUGGAAACAAUGAUAUAAUUCUUCAAAACGUUUCAUUUAGCAUUUACAAAAGAUUGUGUUUGUCUUAGAGACUGCGAAACAUAUGAUUAGGCUGCAGGAGGAUAUGUGUGGACGCUUUCUGACCUCUGCCGCAUCUCGUCCGCUUUUCUUCUGCAUUCUGUUGCUGAGAGGAUAGCUGUGUCCCGCGGAGGAUGCCGAACAGGCUGAAGAAGCAGUCCUGAAGAUUGAUGGAGGGCCAUGCUAUUCAAACAGCAGGCGUUGCUAAGACAGAAGCUCUUCGUGCUGGGAAGCCUUGCUAUCGGGAGUCUCCUGUAUCUGGUGGCCCGGGUUGGGAGCUUGGAUAGGCUCCAGCCUAUUUGCCCCGUUGAGAGCAGACUGACCCCUCCGAGCGUGCCGGAGCAGAUUCCUCUCCGGACCCUGCAGUACAAGCGAGGCCUGCUCCACGAGUUCCGCAAGGGCAAUGCCACCAAGGAGCAGAUCCGCCUGCACAACCUGGUUCAGCAGCUGCCCCGGGCCAUCAUCAUCGGGGUCCGUAAGGGAGGCACACGGGCCCUGCUGGAGAUGCUUAACCUGCACCCAGCGGUGGUCAAGGCCUCGCAGGAGAUCCACUUCUUUGACAAUGACCAGAAUUACGCCCGGGGAAUCGACUGGUACCGGGAGAAAAUGCCCUUCUCCUUCCCCCAUCAGAUCACCAUCGAGAAGAGCCCUGCCUAUUUCAUCACGGACGAGGUGCCCGAGCGCAUCUUCAAGAUGAACUCCUCCAUCAAGCUGUUGAUCAUCGUGCGGGAACCCACCACCAGGGCCGUGUCUGACUACACACAGGUGCUGGAGGGGAAGGAGCGCAAAAACAAGACCUACCACAAGUUUGAGAAGCUGGCCAUUGACGCCAACACUUGUGAGGUGAACACCAAGUACAAGGCUGUACGGACCAGCAUUUAUACCAAGCACCUGGAGCGGUGGUUGAAAUAUUUCCCAGUGGAGCAGUUCCACAUUGUGGACGGGGACCGGCUCAUCACUAACCCGCUGCCAGAGCUGCAGCUGGUGGAGCGUUUCCUCAACCUCCCCUCCAGGAUCAGCCAGUAUAACCUGUACUUCAAUGCCACCAGGGGGUUUUACUGCCUGAGAUUUAACAUUGUCUUCAACAAAUGCCUGGCUGGCAGCAAGGGGCGCAUUCACCCCGAGGUGGACCCUUCAGUGGUGAAUAAACUGAGGAAGUUCUUUCAUCCUUUCAAUCAGAAGUUUUACCAGAUCACUGGCAGGACAUUUAACUGGCCCUGAUUAACUUUAAACCUGUCAAUUGACAGUUCUUCAGUUGGCAGUGUUUUUAACACAGUUAAAAGGAUAUUAAAAGCACUUUGAUUGAAUUUAAUACGAGAACGAAAAUGUGACCAAAUACAUAGUCUCUGUUGGUUGGAAAAACUAAAAUAGUUUGGAGGUUGUGUUGUUGUAAAAUGAUUCAGUUUAAAGCACCUGAUGUUCUUGCAUAUACCUCACACAUGACCCUAUCCCAAAUAACACAAAAUACUCUGAGACUGGGGACGAUAUUAAGUUGCCAUAUUGCUUUUUAAGUGACUCUGCAAACACACGUUUCAUUCAUGUGCCCUACACAUGGUGUAAAACCAUUUCAUUAAAAAAAACACAUGGCUGAAUUCAUUACAAAUUCAUUAAAACACAGAAUAAUAAAUUAUUUUUUUGUUUUAAUGAAGUGUGACUUUAGAAUGAAAAUUCCUAUGUCAUAUUGGUUUAAAUUGGUUUAGUUGAUUACAAUUAUUUUAUGUUAUUUAUUCUAAAUUAUUAUUUUACUUGAGACUUGAGUUUAUAUAUUUGAUUUCGUUUUUCCAUUAACAUUGCCAUAACAUGCACUCUAUUUUUGACAGAUACACUUCUAUGUAUUUUAUCUAACAUGAAGUACAUGUAUCUAAAAUUUCACAUAUAUUCCAAGGUCAUAAAUAAAAAAUAAAAUGGUCAUAAAUGCAAAAAAAUAAAAAGACCUUGACUGAAAUAAUGUCUUCAAGUGCAUACAAUUCAUUAUGUAAAGGAUGCGUGUUGUGACAUAUUUUACAUUGGUUCAUCAGUAACCUUAGUAAAAA
Molecule: messenger RNA, 2256 nt
Organism: Hypomesus transpacificus
Lineage: Eukaryota; Metazoa; Chordata; Actinopteri; Osmeriformes; Osmeridae
Product: heparan sulfate glucosamine 3-O-sulfotransferase 5
Exons: 3
Coding region: 404-1444 (346 amino acids)
Molecular function (GO): [heparan sulfate]-glucosamine 3-sulfotransferase activity
Source: RefSeq, a predicted model, not a curated record